Lolium rigidum is the source of this 1002-nucleotide messenger RNA. RefSeq lists its product as uncharacterized. The transcript has a single exon. Lineage: Eukaryota; Viridiplantae; Streptophyta; Magnoliopsida; Poales; Poaceae. The coding region runs from base 1 to 1002 and encodes 333 amino acids. Gene Ontology annotation, molecular function: carbohydrate binding. The record is from RefSeq and is a predicted model, not a curated record.
AUGUGGAUGGCGCCGCGCUCUUGUCGGCUUCUGCUCUUCGCCUCGGCGACGGCCAUCUCCUGCCUCGGCGCCGCCACUGGCUCCGGCCACUACAGCUUCCCGGUGUUCGACGGCAAGUCGACGACCGACGGCGUCGUGGUGGUCACCAACUCGUCCAUGCUGGCGCCGGCCACCUUCCUCUUCGACGCCCAGCUCUUCCCGGAGUUCAACGAGUCCGAGGGCUUCGUGCUCCUCGCCCGGGCCGUCGCACUCUGGCGCGCCGCCGCCGACGGCACACGCGACGAGGCGUCCUUCAACACCAGCUUCACGGUGGACGGCUCGGACGCGGUCGCGUUCGUCGUCCUCCUCGACAGCUUCCCGCCGUUCAACAGCAAGAACCGGAAGCCGCCACGGGACAGGAAUGGCCCGGCCUGCUUGUCUGCCGUUGCCCCCGCAUCGAGCGCCGGUGCAAACAGCCUCGCCGCCGUGGAGGUUGGCACGGUAAGCUCGUACGGUCCACGGCCACCACCGGGUGUCGGCCUGAACGUCACCAUCACGCCGAACAGUUCGUCUGCAGCCGGCGCCAGCCAGCUCGCCGUGCGGAUCGAAUACAACGCCUCCGUGCACCGCCUGUCGGUCUACGUCGGCGACAGCACACCCGCCCUCCUCGAUGCGCCGCUCGACCUCGCCGGCCGUCUGCCUGCCCAGGACGCGCUGGUGGGGUUCUUCGCCGCGACGGUCCGGGACGUCGUCGUCGGCGUGAGCGGCUGGGAGCUCACGGUCGACGCUCUGUCAGACGACGACGGCAACGCUGGACCACCGCGUCAACAUGACGACGAACAGAGCGCGCGGUUGUCGCCGUCAUCGCGGCUGGCGAUACUGCUCGCGGUGCUGGGUUCUGUGGCGGCCGUGUGCGUCGCCGUCGUCUCCGUGAUGUUGUACCGCGUCGUGUCCAGGCGCAGAGCGGUCGACAUGGAGGUGCAGAAAUGCUACAAGGAUUACUUCGCGAGGACGACUCACUGA